Molecule: messenger RNA, 732 nt
Organism: Fusarium oxysporum Fo47
Lineage: Eukaryota; Fungi; Ascomycota; Sordariomycetes; Hypocreales; Nectriaceae
Exons: 3
Coding region: 1-732 (243 amino acids)
Source: RefSeq, a predicted model, not a curated record
AUGGCAUCCCGUCCAAGCCCAACUUCAGAACGUCCAACUUAUUUGGACGUACUGGACAAUGAACAUCGGAAGGUACUCGAAAGAGCUGUGAGGAACCUCCUGAGCACGGAGGUAGCCGAGGUUAUAUACGCCCAGAUUCUUGAUGGACUUCCCACUGAAAAGUCUCUGAGAGACAGUUCUGACUAUGUUAAAGAUCAUCCCGUUCAUAGCAUCCAACACACCGAGAUUUGCCCCGGAUAUGUAGAGAAAGCCCGCGAAUUUAGCAAUCAGUUUGACUUAUCACAGCUACAAAUAAAGUUCAAACACAAAGUCUACGAAGAAUGGAGGCAAACUGUACUAGAAGAAAAAGAACGCAGGGUUGAGUCACAACGAUACUAUGAUCCUCCUCCUAUCGCCUUUUGCCAUCGAGCAUAUCGAUAUCCUGAGCAGUAUCCAAAAGGUUUAGCUGAUGUUGUUGGCUAUUGGGCUGAGUCUAAAAUCCUCGGUGGGGUUGUUGUAUUCGACCGUGGUGAGACUGAGCAAGAGUGCAAUGCCAUGUGGAUCCAUGGAGACCUGAUUAGAGGCCCGAGAACUCUCUACUCACCUACCAAGGAACAAUUCGAUGCCUUGACCAGGUUCCUCACUAAAUUGAAGCUUAAAGCGGCAUUUAUUGGGUGUCAAGAGGCAAACGUGGGAUACAGGUUAUGGUCUCGAGAUGAUACACGAAAUUUGGAGCAACAUCACAAGAAAUGA